Messenger RNA from Salvelinus fontinalis (brook trout), 1593 nucleotides. RefSeq lists its product as uncharacterized. The transcript has 2 exons. The coding region runs from base 265 to 1593 and encodes 442 amino acids. NCBI's taxonomy places the organism in Eukaryota, Metazoa, Chordata, Actinopteri, Salmoniformes, Salmonidae. The record is from RefSeq and is a predicted model, not a curated record.
GAUCUAAACACAGUGAAAAGGCUGAGGGUGAACAUCACUGACAUUGGUGUCAAGGCUUUGUAGUAUGGCUGAGAACAAACAUAUCUAUCCUGUUUUAUCAUUAAAUCCCUAACGAUGGCAUUUUCUCCAUGUAAAUUAUUCACUUUGUCUUCUAUCACUUUUGCAUUUGUAAUGAACUGAUUUCAAUGCGUUGGUUCGAGGGCUCGUGCUGUAGUCUAACACACUCCCACAGCUGAGUAGUGUGACAAGAUUAGAGCUGUAAACAUGAACAUUCUCCCGUCAUUUUUUUCUCCCCCAGAUGAGAAUGAAUUUCACGGACGCCAGAGGGUUAGAAGAGAGUUCAAUCUGAACUGCAGAUGUUUGGAUGUGAGGAAUAUCGUAGUGUCGUCCCAUUUGAUAACUGGGCCAUGGUCCUAUGCAGUAGAAGAAGUGGGGGAUGGGAUGGAGAUAGAGGAGAAGCUCACUGCCAAUCUCGUUCCUCUCCCAGUGAAAUCUCCCAGACAGCUCCAAACUAACCCCUGCUGGGAGAGAUUUAACACGUCCAAUUCCAACUGUGCUCAGACGCAUUCCCAAACGGGCGUCAACGAUCCUCCGCCUCAGAAGAAUAGAAAAGUUGCUGAAAGCAAAACAUGUUCCUCACCACAAUCUGAACAAACAAACAUCAAACAACAGAGACUGAAGCAGCGACUGCUGCCACUGACCAGGUCCCAUUGGGGCCCAGCCUCUUCAUGUGUUUCACUGACCAGGUCCCAUUGGGGCCCAGCCUCUUCAUGUGUUUCACUGACCAGGUCCCAUUGGGGCCCAGCCUCUUCACGUGUUUCGUGUGUAGAGCAGUCUGCAGAGGAACUAGCAGUGCCAUGGCGGUGUAGGGCGAUGGUGGCACAGAACCCUGAACCAUCUCGGCUCCCUUCCAGAAUCCUGCCAAACCUCCAAAACACAAUUAGAGCAUCUGGCUGUGAGAUACUGGAGCUGUGCCGACGUAUGUCCUCUAGGAUGAACUGUGUGAACCAUGUGAGCCCGACCACAUCUGGAACUGGAACCAGACCGGUGGGUUGGAGGUUGCUUGGGAAGCCCGUCGGGGACGGCGGAGCACAGGUGCGGGUCGGUCAACCAGAACACCACUCCUGGAAAGUGAGAAAGUUCUCUGGGGCAUCAGUUGACAGCCACAGUCUCACCAGCCUUCUGCAUAAUAGUGAUUGUGGUUCUGGUGUAUCCAAGGGCAGCCAAACUCAGACACAUCUUCCAGAUACUGGGCUCUCUGGCUGUGCUAAAGACAGCCAAGGAGCCAGCCAACAGGAUGGACGGAAGGUCAGCGGCUCCAGGAGGGACCAGAGAAGUGGAGGUGGGGUUGGAAAAGGGAGACAGAUGCCCAAAGAAGAAUCCUUGCGGUGGGGUGAAGGAUCGACAUGGCCUUGGGACUCCGAGAGUCAGUCAAGGAACCAGCGGCAGAACGAGUCCCCAACAGACUGUGAUGUCACCCUACUGCACAUUGUACAUCUUUUACAGUGUAGGUCAGUCAAUCUGUCUCAUGUCAGGGAAGAAGGACAAUUUGGAGAUGAUUUUCAACAUAUCCUUCACAACAGACAAACUUGA